CGCUCUCCCUUUUCUUCACCGAACUAUUUCUCCUCGCACACCAGCACUCCUCGCACGCACACAAGCACUCCUCGCUCGCACACCAGCACUCCUCGCACGCACCCAACACCACCUCCACACAUCUCCACCACACUCAGCAACACCCACCAAACGAGAUCUCACCAUGGGCGAGUGUCCCAUCAGAACAGCACCCAUUGGCGGUGGCGGGACUCGCAACCGUGACUGGUGGCCCAACGAGCUGCGAUUGAACAUCCUCCGCCAGCACUCACCCGUCACCAACCCAUUGGGCGAGAAGUUCGACUACGCCUCUGAGUUCAAGAAGCUCGACUAUGCCGCCCUCAAGAAGGAUCUCCACGCAUUGAUGACCGACUCCCAGGACUGGUGGCCGGCAGAUUGGGGCCAUUACGGUGGUCUGUUUGUGCGCAUGGCCUGGCACAGCGCUGGUACAUACCGUGUCUUUGACGGAAGAGGUGGCGGUGGUCAGGGGCAGCAGCGGUUUGCCCCAUUGAACUCCUGGCCAGACAAUGUCAGCUUGGACAAGGCUCGACGCCUGCUGCUCCCAAUCAAGCUCAAGUAUGGCAACAAGAUCUCUUGGGCGGAUCUUUUCCUCCUCACCGGAAACGUCGCUCUGGAGUCCAUGGGCGUCAAGACGGAGGGUUUCGCCGGUGGACGUGCCGACGUAUUCGAGGCUGACGAGUCGGUCUAUUGGGGUGGCGAGACCACCUGGCUCGGAAACGAGGUCCGUUACUCGGAGGGCAAAGAGGGUGUCGCCGGGCACGGUGUCGUCGAUGGCGACCAGUCCAAGAAGGAGCACAAGGACAUCCACUCUCGCGACCUUGAGAAGCCGCUGGCCGCAGCUCACAUGGGUCUCAUCUACGUCAACCCAGAAGGCCCAGACGGCGUCCCAGACCCACUGGCUUCUGCCCGCGACAUCAAGACCACUUUCGGUCGCAUGGCCAUGAGCAACGAGGAGACCGUUGCUCUUAUCGCUGGCGGCCACACUUUCGGCAAGACGCACGGUGCUGCUCCAUCCGACCAUAUGUCUGUCGAGCCACACGCUGCCCCAAUUGAGCUGCAAGGACUUGGCUGGACCAACAGCUACCGAUCUGGCAAGGGACCAGACACCAUCACAUCUGGUCUCGAGGUCAUCUGGACCAAGACUCCCGUCCAGUGGAGCAACUUCUACCUUGAAUACCUCUACAAGUACGACUGGGAGCUUACCAAGUCGCCAGCUGGUGCCAAUCAGUGGGUCGCUAAGACCGACGACCAGCCUAUCCCAGAUCCAUACGACCCCAACAAGUUCCGCAAGCCGACCAUGUUGACCACCGACUUGGCUCUUCGAUUCGAUCCAGAGUUCGACAAGAUCUCUCGAUCAUUCCUCGAGGACCCCGUCAAGCUCCACGAUGCAUUUGCUCGCGCUUGGUUCAAGCUUCUCCACCGUGAUAUGGGUCCACGCGACCGCUGGCUGGGACCAGAGAUUCCAAAGGAGGAGCACAUCUGGGAGGAUCCAAUUCCAAAGUCCACCACCAGCGUUUCCGACUCUGAUGUCCAGGCUCUCAAGAAGCAGAUCCUUGGUGCCGGCAUUCCAAACGAGGAGCUCAUCCGCGUGGCCUUCGCAUCUGCCUCCACCUUCCGUUGCACUGACAAGCGUGGUGGUGCCAAUGGUGCCCGCAUCCGCCUUGCUCCACAAAAGGACUGGGAGGUCAACAACCCAAAGCAGACCGCUCAGACCAUCAGUACCCUCGAGGGCAUUGCCAAGUCCUCUGGCAACAUCUCCGUUGCCGACAUCAUCGUCCUCGCCGGUGCCGCCGCUCUGGAGCAGGCUUCCGGCCAGCCUGUGCCAUUUACUCCAGGCCGAGGUGAUGCCACUGAGGCCCAGACCGACGCCGAGUCUUUCACCCACCUCGAGCCACAGGUCGAUGGUUUCCGAAGCUACGGCCACUCUAGCUCGCGUGUCAAGACUGAGCAGUUCCUUGUCGACCGUGCUCACCUUCUCGGCCUGUCUGCUCCAGAGCUUGUUGUCCUCCUAGGUGGUCUCCGUGUCCUGAACCAGAACUUCGACGGGUCGGCCCAUGGCGUCUUCACCAAGACUCCAGGCAAGCUCACCAACGAUUUCUUCACCAACCUCCUCGACGUCAACACCGCCUGGAAGUCUGUCGGCAACGAGGUCUACGAGGGUGUCGACCGCAAGACCGGCGCCAAGAAGUGGACUGCCACCCGCGCCGACCUCGUCAUCGGCUCCCACCCAGAGCUGCGCGCUAUUGCUGAGGUGUAUGCCUCCGCAGACAACGCCCAGAGGUUCCAGCAGGACUUUGUCAAGACGUGGCACAAGAUCAUGAAUGCCGACCGAUUUGAUCUGACUUCUGCAGCCAGUAAGGCUCGCCCCAACCUUUGAAGUAAAAGCUGUGCCUCCGACAGCACCAAAACCAAUGAUACCAUGAUUCGAUGCGUGAGGGGAUGAAGGAAGGGAAGAGAUGGAUGGGAUGAGAAUGAUGCAUAUCCAAAAGCAUCUUUUCUGUGUACAAAGUACGAAGAAAUCAAAUACAGAGAUUCACAUCUACCGUGUUUUGCUUUC
Molecule: messenger RNA, 2575 nt
Organism: Pseudocercospora fijiensis CIRAD86
Lineage: Eukaryota; Fungi; Ascomycota; Dothideomycetes; Mycosphaerellales; Mycosphaerellaceae
Exons: 2
Coding region: 164-2395 (743 amino acids)
Biological process (GO): hydrogen peroxide catabolic process; cellular response to hydrogen peroxide
Cellular component (GO): cytosol
Molecular function (GO): catalase activity; heme binding
Source: RefSeq, a predicted model, not a curated record